Messenger RNA from Talaromyces atroroseus, 2223 nucleotides. Its product is annotated as Dolichyl-diphosphooligosaccharide--protein glycosyltransferase subunit stt3. The record is from RefSeq and is a predicted model, not a curated record. Gene Ontology annotation, biological process: post-translational protein modification. Gene Ontology annotation, cellular component: membrane. Lineage: Eukaryota; Fungi; Ascomycota; Eurotiomycetes; Eurotiales; Trichocomaceae. The coding region runs from base 1 to 2223 and encodes 740 amino acids. Gene Ontology annotation, molecular function: dolichyl-diphosphooligosaccharide-protein glycotransferase activity. The transcript has 5 exons.
AUGGCCUCCACACCACUUGAUCCCUUUCUGAAGGGAAACACAGGGAGAAACAUCCGCGGCCUCCUCCGCAUUGUUAUUCUGUGCACCAUUGCUGCGGCCGCCAUUGCCAGCCGUCUUUUCAGUGUUAUUCGCUUUGAAAGUAUUAUCCAUGAAUUUUUUGGGAUUGGUUUGAUGACCGUAUGGCUGCUACCAACAUGCCAAGGCGAACAAAGGGAAGCUGACAGAUUGAUAGGAACGUGGCAUCCUCUCGGGCGUGUCACUGGCGGUACACUCUACCCCGGCCUGAUGGUUACCAGUGGUGUGAUCUAUCAUUUCCUUCGGUUCCUCACCAUUCCUGUCGACAUUCGAAACAUUUGUGUGUUGCUGGCACCGGGGUUCUCGGGCUUAACUGCCCUGGCGACUUACCUUCUGACCAACGAAAUGACAACGUCUCCUUCUGCUGGCCUGCUCGCUGCGGCGUUUAUGGGCAUUACUCCGGGGUACAUCUCGCGAUCUGUUGCCGGAAGUUACGAUAACGAGGCUAUUGCUAUUUUCCUUCUCGUCUUUACCUUUUUCCUGUGGAUCAAAGCUGUCAAGAACGGCUCAAUUAUGUGGGGAGCUUUCACUGCAUUAUUCUAUGGGUAUAUGGUCUCUGCUUGGGGUGGAUACGUCUUCAUCACCAAUUUGAUUCCUUUGCACAUUUUCGUUCUCAUUUGCAUGGGCCGAUACAGCUCGCGUCUGUACAUCAGCUACACCACAUGGUACGCUCUGGGAACCUUGGCGAGCAUGCAAAUUCCUUUUGUAGGGUUCUUGCCAAUCCGCAGCAGCGACCACAUGUCUGCUCUAGGUGUUUUUGGUUUGAUCCAACUGGUUGCUUUCGUUGACUUCAUCCGAGCUCAAGUUCCUGGCAAGCAAUUCCAGACGCUCUUGACUUCCCUGGUCCUACUGGUUUUCGGUGUCUCAUUCAUCGGACUGGUCGGUCUGACCGUGUCGGGUGUCAUUGCACCAUGGAGCGGUCGUUUCUACUCCCUUUGGGACACGGGAUACGCCAAGAUUCACAUUCCUAUCAUUGCAUCGGUGUCUGAACAUCAACCGACGGCAUGGCCAGCAUUCUUCUUCGACCUUAACUUCUUGAUCUGGCUUUUCCCUGCCGGUGUAUACAUGUGCUUCCGCGAGCUUCACGAUGAGCAUGUCUUUGUUGUCAUCUACUCCGUUCUUGCCAGCUACUUCGCCGGUGUGAUGGUCCGUUUGAUGCUCACUCUGACUCCUAUUGUCUGUGUCGCGGCUGCUUUGGCAUUAUCCAACGUCUUGGACACCUACCUACUUGCCAAGGACCCACCAGCCAGCAAAGAAGCUGCCUCGACUAAGAAUACGGACGGACUUCGAAGCGAUCGCGGCACUGUUUACGGUAUCCGCGCAACAUCCUCUAAGGCGUUUGUAAUUACCGCAGUUGCUGGCUACCUCAUGCUUUUUGUCGCUCACUGCACCUGGGUUACUUCCAACGCUUACUCCUCGCCAUCCGUGGUGUUGGCCAGCCGCAUGCCUGAUGGCAGCCAGUUCAUCAUUGACGACUACCGUGAGGCAUACUACUGGCUGCGUCAGAACACCGCGCAAAACGCCAAGAUCAUGUCAUGGUGGGACUAUGGCUACCAGAUCGGUGGCAUGGCUGAUCGCCCGACCCUAGUUGACAACAAUACGUGGAAUAACACCCACAUUGCCACCGUCGGAAAGGCCAUGAGCUCUCGCGAGGAAGUCAGCUACCCAAUCCUCCGGGAGCAUGAUGUUGACUACAUUCUGGUAGUCUUUGGAGGAUUACUUGGCUACUCUGGAGAUGACAUUAACAAGUUCCUGUGGAUGGUGCGUAUCGCCGAGGGCAUCUGGCCGGACCAGGUGAAGGAGCGAGACUUUUUCACCGCUCGCGGCGAGUAUCGUGUUGAUGAUGGAGCCACUCCCACGAUGCGUAACAGUUUGAUGUACAAAAUGUCCUACUACAACUUCAACCAACUCUUCCCUGGAGGACAAGCCCAGGACCGCGUUCGUGGCGCCAGGCUACCCGCCGAGGGUCCUCAACUGAGCACCAUCGAGGAAGCAUUCACCAGCGAAAACUGGAUUAUCCGUAUCUACAAAGUCAAGCCACUAGACAAUAUAGGCCGCGACCACCAAAGCGCCGUUGCAUUUGAAAAGGGCCACAAGAAGAAGAAGAGCACGAAGAGGAAGGGUCCACCUGUUUUGCGUGUUGAAUAG